AUGGAUCUUCAGCUCGUGAUUCAACAACACCAAGAGGCCUUCGAGGCUACGCCAAAGGACCACCCCGAGUGGGGAGAUCGGCUCCAGGAUCUCGCAGAUAGAUAUCAUGAAAGAUACCUUGAGUCAGGAGCUGAACAGGACCUAGACUUGGCUAUUCAAGCAUUUCAGCAGCUCCUCGAAGCUACUCCAAAAGAUCACCCACGGUGGCCAGGUCGGCUGCAAAAUCUCGGGAUUGUGUAUUGCGAUCGAUACGAAAGAUCAGGAACCGAGAUAGAUCGAGACUUAUCUAUUCAAUACUUCCAAGAGGGGGUGGAUGCUACACCACAUGAUGACCCAAACCGGGCAGAUCGACUUCAGAACCUUGGGGUUUUAUACUUCAAGAUAUCCCAGAGAACAGGAAGCGAUGAAGAUAUAGAUCUAGCCAUGGAUCAUUUCCGGAUGGCACUUGAGGCUACACCAGAGGAUGACCCAAAGUGGCUCAUUCGACUUGAAUGUCUUGGAGGUGGAUACCAUGAAAGCCACCAAGCAGAAGAUGAUGAUGCCGACCUAGAACUGGCCAUUCAGAUUCAACAAGAGCAAGAUAAACUUGACGCUAUAUCAAAUGACCAUCCAAAUUGGUCAAAUCAGCUCCAAACUCUUGGUAAAAGGUAUCAUACUAGAUACCUAGGAAGUGGGGUCUAUAAAGAUAUAGAGCUGGCUAUUCAACGAUACAAAGAGGCCCUCGACGCAACACCAAAAGACGACUCAGAUUGGGCAAUUCGGCUCCAUGCACUUGGAAGUGGAUAUCAUGAUAAAUACCGAAGAGCAGGAGAUAAGACAGACCUAGAGCUGGCUAUUCAACAAUAUCAAAGCGCCCUUGAGGUUACACCAAAAGACCACUGGCACCCAGAGCAGGCAGGCCGGUUUCAUAGUCUUGGAAAUGCUUAUCAUGAUAGAUACCUCAGCACAGGGGCUGAGGCUGAUCUAGUGUUAGCUAUCGACCAGUGCCAAAAAGCCCUUGAGGCGACACCAAAAAACCACCCAGGGUGGGCAGGUUGCCUUCAGGAUCUUGGAAAUGGAUACCGUGAGAGAUACCUCAGAACAGGAGCUGAGUCAGAUCUAGAGCUGGCCAUCCAAAAAUAUCAAGAUGCCCUUCUGGCUACACCAAAGGACCAUCCGGACUGGGCAACUCGGCUCCAGCAUCUUGGCAAUGGCUACCAUGAUAGGUAUAUACGAAGAGGAGCUGAGACAGAUCUAGAGUUGGCAAUUCAACAAUAUCAGGAUGCCGUUCAGGCUACAUCAAAGAGCCCUCUAUUGGCUCAGCAGCCUCACCUGCAGAAUCUUGGGAGUGGAUAUCUUGAGAGGUAUAAGAGAACAGGAAAUGGGAAAGAUCUAGAGCUAGCUAUCAAAACCUGGCUAGAGGUCCUGGAGGCUGAACCAGGCGACCACCUAGAUCGGGCAGGUCAGCACCAGAAUAUUGGAAGCGGAUACCGUGAGAGAUACCUGAGAACAGGGUCUAUGAUGGAUCUAGAACUGGCUAUUCAACAAGCUCAGGCUGCCCUCAAUGCUACACCAAAGGAUCAUCCAGAUCAGGCAGGUCGUUUACAGAAUCUUGGUAACGGAUACCACGAUAGAUACAUACGAACAAGAGCCAAGACAGACCUAGAUCUGGCUAUUCGACAAUAUCAAGACGCCCUUGAGGCUACAUCAAAAGUUGAAGACCACCCAGACCGGGCAGCUCACCUCCAGAAUCUUGGAUAUGGAUACCGUGAGAGAUACCAUAUGCAGAACAAAAAAGCUAAACCAGAUCUGGAGCUAGCUAUUCAAUACUUCCAGGAGGCCCUUGAGGCAACACCAAAGGACCACCCAGAUCGGGCAAGUCAGCUCCAAUCUCUCGGUACUGGAUACUAUGACAGAUACCUCGCAGGAGACGAAACAGAUUUUUCGGAUUUGGAGCUGGCAAUUCAAUACUUCCAGGAGGCCCUCGAGGCAACACCAGAAACCCACCCAGAGCGGGCAGAUCGGUUCCAGAAUCUCGGCAACGUAUAUCAAGAGAGAUACUCAAGAACAGGAUCUAAGACAGAUCUAGAGCUAGCUACUCAAGCCUUUACGACGGGAUUUGAUUAUCCUUUAUCUCUCACGCCUGUUCGCAUAGACAUUAGCAUCAAGUUAAUCUCACUACAGCUUAUAGCCGGCAAUUGGUCAUCGGCAUAUGAAACCUCAUCUGCUGCAAUGUCUCUCAUAUCUCAGCUCACACCUCGCUCUCUCGAUAUUUCAGAUAAGCAACACCUGCUCGUUCAAGUGAGUGGUGAAGCUUCAGAUGCGGCCGCGAUAGCCCUGAUGGUAGGGAAACCUCCAUAUGAGGCCUUGCGAUUGCUUGAGCUUGGCCGUGGGGUCAUUCUUGAUUCCAUAAAUGAAAUGCGGAUCGACAUGUCCGACCUUCAACAGGAACAUCCUCAGUUAGCAGAAGAAUUCAUCCAACUUCGGGAUCAAUUGAAUGCGCCAACUCCCUUAGUUGAUCAGACUGGUAUGCAGACGGCGAUAGCCCACCAUCUUAAUCAACGUCAUAAUGCCAGCGAGAAACUGGAGACCACAAUUCAGACCAUACGGUCCUUACCCGGCUUCGAUAGAUUUCUCAUGGCCCCGUCUGAGGAAGAAAUCAAGGCAGCCGCCAGCUUAGGACCGAUUGUGAUCAUAAAUAUCAGCAUGAAUCGAUGUGAUGCACUGAUAGUUGACAAAAACGAGCUCAAGUCCCUACCACUGCCUGAUCUUAAGUACACCGAUGUUCAAGUUCGAGCAGCUGAUCUAAGGAAUAUGGGUACGCCGGAUGUACGUUUACUGGAAUGGCUCUGGGACAUGAUUGCAAAGCCCAUUCUUGACGCGCUAGGACUCACCACAGCGCCUGUUGACCACUUGCCUCGAAUUUGGUGGAUUCCAACUGGGCCUCUGGCUCAACUUCCUAUCCACGCAGCAGGGUAUCAUUUCCACGGUUCCAACACUGUCAUAGAUCGAGUGAUUUCGUCUUAUAGCUCUUCUAUCAGUGCACUUUUGCAAAAUCGCCGUCGACAUGUUACUCCUGUUAAGGAAAGGGGUUUGCAAAAAGCCGUUCUAGUUGGUGUAGGGAAAACACCCGGUCUCAAAGACCUUUCAUUUGUGCCACUAGAGAUGGAAAGGGUGGAGCACCUUUGUAGCUCCUUGAAGCUCAAAGUAUCCAAACCUCAGCCUUACCGAGAAGAUAUUCUUUCCGCUUUAAAUGACUGCGAUUUAUUCCAUUUUGCCGGUCACGGUGAAAGUGACCCCACAGAUCCGUCAAAAAGCUCUUUGGUUCUGCACAGCGAGCCAUUAGUAGUAUCAGAUCUCUUCGAGACCAACCUCCUUGACCGCAUGCCAUUCCUCGCCUACCUAUCAGCAUGCGGAACCGGACAAGUCAAGAAUGAUGUGCUUAUCGACGAGGCGCUUCAUCUGAUCGCCGCAUAUCAGAUUGCUGGCUUCCGACAUGUUAUUGGGACCUUAUGGGAGGUCAACGAUAGAUCAUGUGUGGAGGCUGCAACAACAUUAUACAAUUGCUUGCAUGAGAGAAGUAUGAGUGACGAGUCCGUUAGUGAAGGUCUUCAUCGCGCAACCAUGAAUCUCCGUGAGCUAUGGAUUUCGGACAGUAUAACUAGAGCAGAUAAUCGGAAGGCACUUCAAGUUUCACAAGAUACUAGAAAUGCUUCAAUGAUGACGAAGCAAGGACUUUCAUGCGAAACUGGGAUGCGAGAUUUAAGAACCGCGGAAUUAUAUGAGCAUUUGCCACUAAAUUGGGUCCCUUACGUUCAUUUUGGCAUUUAG
This is a messenger RNA of Penicillium malachiteum, 3810 nucleotides long. Its product is annotated as CHAT domain-containing protein. The record is from RefSeq and is a predicted model, not a curated record. Gene Ontology annotation, molecular function: protein binding. Lineage: Eukaryota; Fungi; Ascomycota; Eurotiomycetes; Eurotiales; Aspergillaceae. The transcript has a single exon. The coding region runs from base 1 to 3810 and encodes 1269 amino acids.